AUGGCAAUUAAUCCGAUUACUAUAAUUCUUAUUGAAUCAUUUGUUUUCGCCUUGUUCAGUCGAUCCUUAGCCAUUAAUCGAGUUACAUUCAACGUUUUAGAUUUAGGAGCAAAGGUUGAUGGCAAAACUGAUUCGACUACGGCUUUCUUGAAAGCAUGGUCCGCAGCUUGUGGCUCGCCUGGUCCAGCCACAAUCUACGCACCUCGGGGAAGGUACUUGGUUAAGAAUGCACACUUCAAAGGACAAUGCAAGAACAAAGCUAUAAGAGUUAGAAUCGACGGUACACUCGUGGCACCUUCGGAUUAUGAUGUGAUCGGAAAUGUAGGUAACUGGCUCUUAUUUGAGGGAGCAGAUGGGGUUUCAAUUGAAGGUGCCAUUCUUGAUGGACAAGGCAAUGGCUUGUGGGCCUGUAAGAGUACCGGCAAGAGUUGCCCUAGUGGCGCAACGACAUUGGGGAUUUCAAACUCAAAAGAUGUUGCAAUCAAUGGAUUAACGUCGCUAAAUAGUCAAAUGUUCCAUAUAGUAAUCAACGGAUGUGACAACGAAGAGCUUCAAGGAGUAAAAGUUUUGGCUUCAGGCAAUAGCCCUAACACAGAUGGCAUUCACGUCCAACUGACGACAGGAGUCACAAUCUUGAACUCUAAGAUCAGUACCGGAGAUGACUGCAUCUCAAUUGGUCCAGGAACCUCAAACUUGUGG
Olea europaea var. sylvestris is the source of this 699-nucleotide messenger RNA. Its product is annotated as polygalacturonase-like. Lineage: Eukaryota; Viridiplantae; Streptophyta; Magnoliopsida; Lamiales; Oleaceae. Gene Ontology annotation, molecular function: polygalacturonase activity. The record is from RefSeq and is a predicted model, not a curated record. Gene Ontology annotation, biological process: carbohydrate metabolic process. The annotation marks the transcript as partial. The transcript has 2 exons.